GGUCUUUUUGUUAUAGUAGCCCAAAUGGACUAAGACAAGGUUCCUUCAAAUUGUUCUUUGUGAAAAUAAUUUUAAAUCCCCAAAUCCCAUCUCUGUAAAGUCCUGUCACCUCUAGCGAGUUUCUGUAAGUCAUUUCUGUCCAGGGAGAGCUAAAGAUUUCCUGAGUUAUAAGACUGGAAAUGUAUUAGGUUUGAUCAUAUUAAAAUUGCUAGUACUUGACAAUUUUUGGUCGACAAAUAGUCAGUUUCAUACAUAUCAACCUAAUAAUUAUAGAUGAAUCAAACAGGUAUCAUACUGGGGUUUUACAUGAAAGAUCUUUCCAUCUAAAAGCAGAAUUGCCUAUUGUUUUAUUAGACAUUUGUUAUUUAGUCAAUUAGAAUUAGCUUUGAAAGCCUACUUUGUGCCAGCCCUGAGUCUUGUGGAUAUGUCCAUGAAUAAAAUAUACCUGUUCCCUGGUUUGUGGGAGACUACAAUCUAAUGAGGGAAAUAGGCAGUUAAUUAACCAAUUACAGUAAAGUUACAUGACAGUUACAGAAGAGAAAAUACAUAUUGCUGUGUUGUAAAUGACGAGAAGUUCUCAUCUAAGGUUUCAAAAAGGUCUCUUGUUCAGAAAUUAUCCAGGAAGGUUAUUGGGGUAGGAUAGGGUGCUGCAUGGUGUGUGUGGUGUUAAAAGUCAGAGGGGAAAACGUACUCAAGGGUAAGAAAGAGCUUGACAAUUUCAUAGUGUAUUAAAGGAGAUCAGACCAGAGAAGGUAGGUAGGAACCAAAUCUUAGAAAGCUUUAAAUAAGGCCUAUUUAAGAUUUCAGGCUAUAGAAUGUCAUUGAAGCAUUUUAUGCAGGCAGAUUACAUAUUCAGGUUUAGAAGGCAGUAUGCAAAGUGGUUUAGAGUGUCCAUCUAAAGGUAGAUUGUCUUGGUUCAAAUCCUAGUUCUGCUGUAUUCAAGCCAUUGACAUUGGGCAAUUUAACGUUAGAUUUUUGUCUCCUUAUCUAUAAAAUGGGAUAAUAGUAGUACCUUAUUUGUAGAGUUUUUAGAAUUAACUUAAUUAGUGCAUGAAAACACUUAGUACAGUUCAUAGCCCAUAGUAUAAAUUACUGCUUAGGUAUUGUUAUUAUUUGUAUUAUCACUAUUAGUUUUUAAAAGACCAUUCUGGUUACUUGAGUUAGAAUGGAGUAAGAUUACUUGCAGGGAAACCUGUUAGUAAUUCAGGCAAGAGAUAAUUGUGACUUGGAUUGGAGUAGUGGCAGAAGGGAUAGAGAAGGAGAUGCUAUUUGAGAGAAAUUUCAGAGGUAAAAUCCUUGACGCUUGGUGAUUGAAUGAAUGUGGGAGGUGAGAGAGAAGGAGGAAUAAAAGAUGAGUCAAAGUACCUCAGAUUGGUUUUGGAAUGGCACUGAUAUAAAUAUACCCACAUUGGCUGCACUGAAAUAUGUUAAUUAAAUAAAGCAACAUUUAAAGCUCAUAAGUGAUAUAGUGCCCAGAAAUGAAUCUUAUGAAUUUGAAGAAGUGAGAUUGAUCCUUUCUUAUUUGUAAUAAUUAAGCUGCUGAGUAGGUUGGGAGAAGAAUAAUUUGAAUAGUCUUUUCCCUCUUUUGUUUCAUGUUUCCUUUCCCUUUCUGCCUUGUUUCCUUUUUAGUUCUGUCAUUGAUAUUUUAAUUUUUUAGUAUGAGGUUGGACCAUAUAGAAGUUGCCAUUUUUAUAGAUCAGAAAAUAUUUAACCAGAAAUAAAAAGGUUAAAUAUUGGCAAUUUCAUGUGGUUCAUCUAGUUUAUUCUCAUUUUGCAAGAAUUUUUAACUGGGGCUCUAAGGGUCCAUUUUGAGUUAAAUUGAGUACCCCAGUGACUCUGUGAAGGAAUAUUGCUUUGAUGGCAUAAGGACAAGUGGAACUGAGUGCGGUGAAGGAGGUGACUUAAACCUGGCCUCAUCCAUUCGUUCUGGCUCUGGGAGAACAUCUUGCAGCCAGGUUUUUUUGUUAGCUUUAACCAAAAGGGGCGUGUUAUAUAAUAUAACUCCGUCUGUUUUUUAAAAAAUCUGAUUAUAGAAAUAAUACACAGAAUUGGGAAAUUCAGAAAAUAUGGACAACCAAAAAGAAAAAACGAGCAAUUGCUUGUAAUCCCACCGUCCAGUGAAAAAUAGUUGAUUUUUAAUAUAUUUCCUUCCAGUCAUAUAUGUGCAAAAAGUUACUAUGUCUUUUAGAAAAAAAACAAAUCAUGAGGUUGCGUUAUUUUAAAAAGGAAAUGUUUGUAUAGAUUUUUGUGAGGACAUAGAUUUAUUGCCACCCGCUCAUGUCAUUAAUAAUUUGUCUCUUCUGAAGAAAAUGUUUUUCUUUAAUCCAAGACAAAACAUUUCUCUUGACUGAUUUGAAUGUAGCCAUCAGGCCUUGUUUUUUUUUUAAGUUUCCUAUAUGAAUAUUUUGAUUAUAACUCCAAGAGUGGUUUUACUAAAAUAGAAAGGAAGUUGAAAGAACUAUUAUUGUAUUUAUGACAGUAAUAUAACAGCUGGUAGUUUCAUUGCGUUUUUAUUACAUUUUUAAUUUUUUCAAGUUAUCAGCCAAGGUAAUAUCUGCUUUUAUCAGCAUAACUGUCUAGUUUUAUACAUGAGAUACCCGAGAUGUAUAGAGAAUAAGUUACAUGCCCAAGUUCACAAGUAGUUGGGAAAGCCUGGGCUCCUGACUUUGCUUAAUUUUUUUUUCCAUUUAUUGAAAUAUAACUCUUUCAAAUCAUUCCUUUUUUUAUUCAAUAUUUAUUGAGCACUCAAAAAAUGGGAGUUCUAAAAUAAAGAAUAGUGGGUAACCUAGUUUGGCUGGAGGACAAGGUGUUUGGGGGGACGUGGAAUAGUGAAAUCAGAUUGGAAAGGUAAUAGGGAGCCAUUGAGUCUUCUUGAACGGUAGAGUACCAUAUUAAAGCUUGUGCUACUGGAUAUUUCAACAAGGUGGAAAUGAAUAGAUUAGAAAAAUGGACAAGACUAGAAGUCUAGAUGAUAUUUAGUGAUGGCCUAAAGUAAAGUAUUAAAAACUGAAAGGAGGAAAUGAAUUUGAGAGCUGUUGUAGAAAUAGAUUCCCAGGACUUGGUGACUAAGAACAGUACAUUGAGGGAGAGAGUGAUCAAGAUGAUUCUUAAGUUUCGUUCCCGAGAGCCUGGAAAAACAUUGGAAAAAAAUGAAAGAGGUUUGUUUGGUGGGAAAAGUGUAUUUAAUUUUGGAUAUGCUAUGAUUGAAGUCUCUACAGGACAUCCAAGUGGAAGAUGUCUGACUAGCAGGCAAAUUGUAGGUGGGAAAGGGAGCUCAAGAGAGUCAGGGCUGGCGACAUAGGCAGAGAAAUUAUUUGUCUAGAGGGAAUAAUUGAUGCCAUAUCAUCAUUCCUUCUUUCCAGGUACCUUUAGUGCCUUACAUAUGGAAUAGCCUCAAUGUAUGUGAGGAAUGCAUGACAGCAAAGUAUGCAAAUCACUGUUGUGUGCCUUAGAAGCGGACAGUCACAGUAAGAGAGGGCACUUGAGGAUUCAGAGGAACUCAGCCUCAAGCAAUGCAACAUGAUUGGUGGGAAACCACGGGCUAUUUAGGAGGGUUAUUUUAGUUGUAUGAGAAGAAAGUGAGUAAAUUUAUAUACCCACUAUGUGCUAAGUAUUGGUAAUCAUUUUGUAUGCUGUCUCCUUUAUUUCUCAACAACUCCUUGAAAUAGAGAGUAUUACACCCAUUUUAUAGAUGAUGAAACUGAGGCUAAGUCAUAUUAGAGCAAGAAUUUGAACCAGAUGAGUGUGUUCAGUGCCAUAGGUCUUUUUACUAUACCAUACUUUGCCAUAUUUUCCAGUAAGACCUGUCAAAUAUAGCUGUUAAGCUUAUGCUCAAUAGGUGUUUGGUUCCUUGCAUUUGUGUAAUAAGCAGAGUGCUUCAGAUCUUAAAAUGUAAUUAAUUGAAUUCUGAUUAUGGGUGGCCAUUUGCCUGCAAUGAGAAAGCAUGUGUGCGAAACAAAUGAAAAAUGAAAGUUGGAUCACAUAAUGUGUAUCUCCACCCAGGUGUGCAGACCUUCUGGGAUGCUUACAAAUGCCAACAUUUGUUUAUUUUACUCUACAGGAUGUAUGGAACUUUAUUUAGAAGGAUGAAUUGACAGUCCAAAGACACCUAAAGGAAAAGAUAGCAAAAAUAUACAUUUCUAAUUAGCUGAAAAUUGUCAUCAUUUAUGGCAUUACCAUAAGAGCCACAAUAUAAUCCCAAUUUGCAUUGUUUUAAGUAGGCACAAACAAGAUUGUGUAUUCUUAGAUACAAACGCUAAGUUGUACCGAGAGACUUCCUGUAAUUUUCAAGUCUGGGUGGAAAUGGAUACGUUUGCUUUUUCAUCUUUUGUUUGUAUAUUUGUGUACUGCCCAGCAAGCUGGAAGCAAGAAAUGGCAUCUCAGAACUAUAGCGUAGUGUCAAAUACAGGAACGAUGUAAUUCCUCUUCUAUGUCUGUGCUAUUUCUGCAGUAUUCAGAUUGCGUGAGAUUUUCUUUAUUUUUCUCUUGAAAAACCGAAUUUUAAGUUUUCUUGUUAUUUUGGUCAUCUUAAUAUUGGCCAUUAUCUGUUGAAUUGUGAGAGAAAAUUAAUGCUGAAUAUUUAGGUUUCCAGCUAGAAUUUGUGCAGCUGAAUUAUGAUUCCUCAGUUGCCGUGCACUGAUAACACACUUUCAUUCUUUAACAUUGCUCUUUGUUCCUUGGGAAAAUGCUACAAGAAAACAGGAAUUUCCCCUCAGCAUUAGCCCUUUGGCAGUAUGUUUCAGUCUAAUUCCUGGCUGGCACUCUCUCCGGGUUACUACCACUUCUUACUAGCUGUCUAAAUUCUGUUCAUCUACAAGAAGGGGGAUUCCAGACAGACGAGGAAACAGCUUUCAAACACUGCACUGCAGGCAUGUUAAGUUAUCCCCCCACUGUGCAGUCUGGAAAUCGGGGAGCACCUCUAUGGCGAUGAAUUCUAAUAAGCUGCUAAAGAUGCCCGAGUAUGUGCGCACACAGGCAUUUUCUUUCCCCUCCCCCGCUUCUUCCUUUUCCCAAGCCCCCUCUUCUCCCUUUUCCCCUCCUACUCCUUUAUCCCCUCCCUCUGUGUCUCAGUGCUGCGGUAAACGGGGCUGAGGCACAUUCCUGCUUUACAAGGCUUUCUGUUAAGGAUGUUUUGUGGCUUUUGUUUGGAUUACAGCUUGCAGAAUUACAGCUGUUCAGAGGAGCCUCAUUACAACUCCUGCUGAAGCUCCUAGUCUUCUUCCCUUCUCUUCUGCCCCUACCCCCUACCCUCAUUGGCCUGAAGACAUUGUACCCAGAGUUUGCCUUACUCCCCUGGUGCUAUGUGUAUGGUAAACCUGGUACUAUGGCCUCAUCUGGGACUGGCCAGAUAACUGCUGCUGGCUCUCCCUAUUCCAAGGAUUUAAAGGGGAAUGGCACUGCAGGCAAUGCACCAGAGCAGCAGCAUCGGGAGCUUGGGGACUAAGGCUCCUCUGGCAUUAUUACAAACACACAGAGCUGACCGCAAUGACAGCAGCUGCUCCUUUGAACUGUUGGCAGCAGUCAAGCGGCAGCAUGAAGUGAGAGAUCACUCCUGAGCUCAAGAUGAACUCCACCUUGGAUGGUAAUCAGAGCAGCCGCCCUUUUUGCCUCUUGGCAUUUGGCUAUUUGGAAACUGUCAAUUUUUGCCUUUUGGAAGUGUUGAUUAUUGUCUUUCUAACUGUAUUGAUUAUUUCUGGCAACAUCAUUGUGAUUUUUGUAUUUCACUGUGCACCUUUGUUGAACCACCACACUACAAGUUAUUUUAUUCAGACUAUGGCGUAUGCUGACCUCUUGGUUGGGGUAAGCUGCCUGGUCCCUUCUUUAUCUCUCCUCCACUACCCCCUUCCAGUAGAGGAGUCUUUGACUUGCCAGGUAUUUGGUUUUGUAGUAUCGGUUCUGAAGAGUGUCUCCAUGGCCUCUCUGGCCUGUAUCAGCAUCGAUAGAUAUAUUGCCAUCACUAAACCUUUAACCUAUAAUACUGUGGUUACACCCUGGAGACUACGCCUGUGUAUUUUCCUGAUUUGGCUGUACUCCACCCUGGUCUUCCUGCCUUCCUUUUUCGACUGGGGCAAACCUGGAUAUCAUGGAGAUGUGUUUCACUGGUGUGCGGAGUCCUGGCACACCGACCCCUACUUCACCCUGUUCAUCGUGAUGAUGUUAUAUGCCCCAGCAGCCCUCAUUGUGUGCUUCACCUAUUUCAACAUCUUCCGAAUCUGCCAACAGCACACAAAGGAAAUCAGCGAAAGGCAAGCCCGCUUCAGCAGCCAGAGUGGGGAGACUGGGGAGGUGCAGGCCUGUCCUGAUAAGCGCUAUGCCAUGGUUCUGUUCCGAAUUACUAGUGUAUUUUACAUCCUCUGGUUGCCAUACAUCAUCUACUUCUUGUUGGAGAGCUCUACUGGCCGCAGCAACCGCUUCGCAUCCUUCUUGACGACCUGGCUUGCGAUUAGUAACAGUUUCUGCAACUGUGUCAUUUAUAGUCUCUCCAACAGCGUCUUCCAAAGGGGACUGAAGCGCCUCUCAGGGGCCAUGUGUACUUCUUGUGCAAGUCAGACCAUAGCUAAGGACCCUUACACAGUUAGGAACAAAGGCCCCCUUAAUGGAUGCCAUGUCUGAAGUGGUUCAGAUAUUGGGUCACUGUGUGUGGAGGGUGUGUGUGUGUGUCUUUCCUUUUUAUCUCUUUGUAUUCUGAGUUCAGUAGGAAAUCUGGGACAAAAUAAUUUGACUCUAAGCAAUAGCAAACAAAUGAUCCAUCCAAAAUACCUUCUAAGUUUGCAGAAAUGAUUUUUUAAAAAGUACUUUGAAUCAGGACCAUGAAGAUAAAUUGCUGUUGGUUCCAAUUUUUGUAAUGUCAUAGAAAAUGACUACAGUUCUCAGAUUUAAAAUGAAUAAAGCCAUAUCUAACACCUCUCUGCAGCUGGCAUGACUGAACCUAGGUGUGAAAAGCGUCAGCAUUUUAAAAAGUCAUCAUUUUCUUCUUGCUUUUCUGGGUUCUUUCCAGCUGUUUGGGCUUCAUAUGCAAUUGAUUUCUUUUAACAGGGAGUGUUAAAAUACAGUGAUGAAUUAACAGAGUUUUUAAAUUUUAUUUUUGUGUGCUGAAGUAUGACUAUAUUGCAGAUUGCAGCACUGUCAUUUAAAAAGCCAAAUGUUUUGUCUUAUCUCUUGAGAGAAUUCUCAAUACAGUGAAUAAUGUGAACACUUAGACAUUAAUUUUAGAAUUUUGCAGUGAACCAUGAAGCAAAAAUGCAGUAAAUCAUGCAAUUUAUGAAAAACUUGGCUGCUUUUUGUGCCAUACUUUACGGAGAUCUGAAGAAAUGUGUGCAUAGGAAGUGAUUGUGUUGCAGUAUUUUUGCCCAUGCCUUUUGCCCACACAUGCAUGUAUUUAGUUAGAUUUUUCUUUUAUAGCAAAACAUGUUUGAGUAAGUUGAAAAAUAAUUAAAUGAUAGGCUGUUGGCUGCCAUUUUUAUGAUGAAAAUAUUUAAAAAUAUGUCUUGAGUCUUCUCUCUUCUUUUUAUCCAGAGACUUCUGAAAUAUGAGAAUAUCAGGGAGAAAGUUGCCCUAAGCAACUAAGUCGUGAAUUAUGCACUUAACUAGCUCGUUUUCAAAAUAGAAGGGGGUUAAUUGAAAUUAAAUUUGUGGUUAAAUGGAAUCAACUAAUAAAGUAGCAACUAAUUCUUUUUAAAAGUGUUCAGGAACCCACAUUUGAAUGAGAGAAGGAGAAAUUCUGUUUAAUCUAAUCAGCAGUCUCUCUUACUGCUAUUCUCUUUCUGGGAAAAAAUCCUUUGGGAUACAGUUCUUUCCAUACUAAUCUUUUUUUAGGCCAAAAUACUUGCAAAAUCUGUAGCAUUUUAUUAUUGUUAUUCUGUAGAAUUAUUAAUUGAGAGUACUCUAAUUUGUUCUUAAAAGUGAUUAAGAGCAAGAGAUUUAUUUUUCUGAAAAAAGAGGAGGAUUUCCCAGCAGCUCCAGGCAUGAGAGUAUUUCCUCUACUUUUUUACUGGUUCUAAUGUUUUGGAAGUCUUUAGGGGACUUAUGUGAUCUCUGCCUUUGGCUAGAUGUUGUAAUCUGAAUGCGACAGUGGUGUUCAGUGAGUUGGAAGAUGGAAGAAACCCAAGGGACGUGGGUAAAAGUAGAUUUUGAAUCCAAGAAAGGACAUGGAUAUUUAUAAAACAGGCAGACAUGC
Equus caballus (horse) is the source of this 8176-nucleotide messenger RNA. It is a transcript of the gene GPR21, whose product is annotated as G protein-coupled receptor 21. NCBI's taxonomy places the organism in Eukaryota, Metazoa, Chordata, Mammalia, Perissodactyla, Equidae. The record is from RefSeq and is a predicted model, not a curated record. Gene Ontology annotation, molecular function: G protein-coupled receptor activity. Gene Ontology annotation, biological process: G protein-coupled receptor signaling pathway. Gene Ontology annotation, cellular component: membrane.